GAAGAAGAAACUCCGGAAGUAACGUUUCCAAACAGAUUCCCGUUGGAGUAAAAAAAAAAAAAUACAGUGCGGCAGAAUUUCCAAUAAAACUCAUUUAAUUUUGGACUAGCCGUUUCUUUCUAGGACAAUGGGUACUAGAGAUGACGAGUACGACUAUUUGUUCAAAGUGGUCCUCAUCGGCGACUCGGGCGUGGGGAAGAGUAACCUCCUGUCCCGCUUCACCCGCAAUGAGUUCAACCUGGAGAGUAAGAGCACCAUCGGGGUGGAGUUCGCCACGCGCAGCAUCCAGGUCGACGGCAAGACGGUGAAGGCUCAGAUCUGGGACACGGCCGGACAGGAGCGCUACCGAGCCAUCACGUCAGCGUACUACCGGGGGGCCGUGGGGGCGCUCCUGGUCUAUGACAUUGCCAAACAUCUAACCUAUGAGAACGUGGAGCGCUGGCUGAAGGAGCUGAGGGACCACGCCGACAGUAACAUCGUCAUCAUGUUGGUGGGAAACAAGAGCGACCUGCGCCACCUCCGGGCCGUCCCCACCGACGAGGCCCGAGCCUUCGCUGAGAAGAACGGUUUAUCUUUCCUGGAGACAUCGGCUCUGGACUCCACCAACGUUGAGACGGCCUUCCAGACCAUCCUGACAGAGAUUUACCGCAUCGUGUCCCAGAAGCAGAUGUCGGAGCGCCAGGAGAGCGACAUGUCGCCUAGCAACAACGUGGUCAACAUCCAGGUGCAGCCCACCGAGAACAAACCAAAGAUGCAGUGCUGUCAGAACAUCUAGCCGGGGAGGGGGGGCCACGGAUCUGCUGCUAGCCCUCCUCACCCCCUCCCUCUCUCCUCCUCCCCCCUCCCUCCCCCUCCCUCCUCUCUCCCCCCUCCCUCAGAGAAUAGACUGCCUCAGUUGGGUGUGGGAGGGACGAGCCACAGCUCCCAGGCUGGGACCUGAACUCUGCACCUACCUGUACCCGCCCCCCUUCCUCCCUUCCUCCCCUCUCCCCCUCCCCCCCCUCCUCUCUCCCCCUCCCCCCCUCCCGAGGUAAAUAUACCCCAGUAUAAGAUGAAGUGUGGGGCGCCCCCCUCCCUCCCCAAAGCGAAGCAGGACAGCAGGCCUUUCAUAUCACGUUAGAGUUCCUUCCUGUAGAAGCGCUGACAUCACAGAAAUGUCUUAAAAUCUGAAUGUGAUUAGUUUCCUGUCUCCAUGUUGAUUCCUCCUCCACCACCUCCUCCUCCACCUCCACCUCCACCUCCUCCACCUCCUCCACCUCCCUCCGUCUGCUCCUUGGUAUAAAGACCUUAAAGCACAUCAGUGUGUUUCCUCUCUACUCUUCAUCGUUUUAGCCCCUCCCUCUUUCUUCUAGUGCAAUGUACUGUUUGUUUGGAAGCGGACGCCAGCGUCGCGUCGUCUGAUUGGCUGCGAAUGCGGCGUCAGGCUAGCUUAGCAUGUCUGUAGGCCGUAGGGAACACUAGCGCCGCCCGGAGGACGAGUCGUUUCACGCUGACACGUUUAUUCUGAGAAGGACUGAAGACGCAUCGGUCCCCCAGGCUCCUCCUCCCCCAGGCUCCUCCUCCCCCAGGCUCCUCCCCCUCCUCCUCUUGCUCCUCCUGCUCCUCCUCCUCCUCCUCCUAACAUGCAUCCAUCCUAUAACACAUUCGACUAUGCACAAACUGGCUGUUUAACCCCCCGUCCCCCCAUAGUAGAUGGCAGAAGUAGCCGAGGUCGUGCUCCUUUGAUUCCUAAUGAUAUGAACUAAUCUGCUUUGCAUGGAACCACUGACGUGUAGUUUUAAUUUUUUAAUUUCGUGAACUAAUCUGAAUCUUGCACUGAAUCUUUUAUCUUUUAACAACCAAACACGAGGCUCAAUCUCUAACGUCUAAUCUCUAUCGGUCGAGGGCCUCAGUGCCUCCUCCUCCUCCUCCAUCCCUCGCUAACCUCCUCCUCCUCCUCCUCCUCCAUCCCUCGCUAACCUCCUCCUCCUCCUCCUCCUCCUCCUCCUGAAGCGACGUCCGUCACGUCGAGCCUACGCUCACCGAGCUGCCUCUGACUUCUACACAAUGCAUGGCUUCAGCGUUGUUUCGCCUUACGUAGCUCACAGCGUCAUUACUGCUCCAUGAGCCCUGCGUGGUCGGGCUGGGAGCUCCUCCCCGGGCUCCUCCCCGGGCUCCUCCCCGGCCUCCUCCGCGGCCCGGUGCCGGUGGUGCCGGUGGUGCUGGUGGAGCCGGUGGUGGAGCUGCUGGUGCUGGUGGUGUUGGACGUGUCCAGCUCUGGGGCCGAAGUGAUUCCUUUCUUCUGAGAAUACGAUUUCUGAUCCUGUCUCAUGUACCUCCAUCGUUUUCUCAUCGUCUUCUUGUGUGGUUUUAUUUUAUUUUGUUGUUUUUUUAUUAAAGAACUGUGUUUUGAUUUUUGAUUAUUAUUAUGUUUUUUUUUACUAUAUUGAAUUCUAUAACUGACUAUAAUUCCAAUGUAAACGCGUUAAGAGUGAAAUGAGGUCAUUUCAGUGAAGCUCGGAGGGUUAAAUGUGAGAGGGGGGUCAUAAUGAACGGUUUUAUGUUUGUACAGAUUGAUAAAUUGUACAAUUGUGUCUAUAUCUUAAGUUAUCGGUUCAUCUUAAUAAAGCGCACCAGUCAUAUCUUGGA
Messenger RNA from Mugil cephalus (flathead mullet), 2628 nucleotides. Its product is annotated as ras-related protein Rab-11A. Lineage: Eukaryota; Metazoa; Chordata; Actinopteri; Mugiliformes; Mugilidae. Gene Ontology annotation, molecular function: GTPase activity; GTP binding. Gene Ontology annotation, cellular component: transport vesicle; axon; postsynaptic recycling endosome. The coding region runs from base 128 to 775 and encodes 215 amino acids. The record is from RefSeq and is a predicted model, not a curated record. The transcript is spliced from 5 exons. Gene Ontology annotation, biological process: exocytosis; neurotransmitter receptor transport, endosome to postsynaptic membrane; melanosome transport.